Molecule: messenger RNA, 871 nt
Organism: Cherax quadricarinatus
Lineage: Eukaryota; Metazoa; Arthropoda; Malacostraca; Decapoda; Parastacidae
Source: RefSeq, a predicted model, not a curated record
UUGUAUUGAUGAGAAGUGUGUUAACCCAUGCAAGGUCUUAGAGCCAUGUCAUGAGUCUGCUGAAUGUAAGGUAGUUGAUACACUCCCUGUAGGACAAUGCUUUGUAUUUGUGCUGAUGGUGAAGUGACUGAUGAAGGAGGAGAAUGUGAGGUGUUACCACCAAUUAAAGCAGCAUGUGAAGUAGACCCAGAUUGUCCUUCAGAAAAAGCCUGCUUCACUGGCAUUUGCAAAGACCCAUGCCAGUGUGGUGCCAAUGCUGACUGUGAAAUUGUUGAGCACCACCCUGUGUGUACAUGCAAGCGGGGCUAUGAAGGUGAUCCAGAGAUUCGUUGUAUUGAAAUUGGUUGUUAUGGAAAUGACGACUGUCCAACAACUCAUGCCUGUCGCAAUGGUCAAUGUGCGCCAGUGUGUGGACCCAACAAUGAGCCAUGUGGGAAGGAGGCUGUAUGCCAGGGAGUUAAUCAUGAAGCAGUCUGCUAUUGCCCGCCUGGCUCACGGGGCAACCCACGAACACAAUGUAUCGCUAUUGGCUGUGUGUCUAACGAUGCAUGUCCUGAUGACCGCAGCUGCAUCAACCAACGAUGUGAAAGUCCCUGCAGUCUUGAAUUAUGCAAAGAGCCUGCCACCUGCCAUACCCAGGACCACAUUUCAGAUUGUCCUUGCCCACCUGGUUUCAAUCGUACCAUUGAUAAUGGUUGUGAGAUGUUGGUGAUAGGGUGCAGGUCAGAUGUAGAGUGCCCAAGUAAGACAGUAUGCAUUAAUGGUAAGUGCAUUGACCGUGUGGCCUCGACCCCUGCGGUGAGAACACCGAGUGCCGAGUGAUCGACACAGUGCCAGUGAGGACCAUUGCCUGUGAGUGUCUGCCGGGAUA